Messenger RNA from Dentiscutata erythropus, 153 nucleotides. The record is from the annotation of a GenBank genome assembly. Lineage: Eukaryota; Fungi; Glomeromycota; Glomeromycetes; Diversisporales; Gigasporaceae.
AUGUUUAAAGUGACCAAUUCUACUGAUAUCAAAUUAUAUGUUUUUAAAGGAAAUGAGUUUGAAGACAAAAUGUGCUAUAAACUGAUUUUGCUAGAUAUGGGAGUAAACAAAUCAAAUAGCAAAGAACUGGAAGCACAUCAGGCUACCAUCUAA